Molecule: messenger RNA, 1545 nt
Organism: Theobroma cacao (cacao)
Lineage: Eukaryota; Viridiplantae; Streptophyta; Magnoliopsida; Malvales; Malvaceae
Product: sugar transport protein 4-like
Biological process (GO): monosaccharide transmembrane transport
Cellular component (GO): membrane
Molecular function (GO): monosaccharide transmembrane transporter activity
Source: RefSeq, a predicted model, not a curated record
AUGGCUGGGGGUGUUUAUAUUGAUGAUACUGGAGUGAAACAUUAUGAGGCUAGAGUCACUUUCUUUGUUUUAGUGACUUGCAUGGUAGCGGCCACAGGUGGUCUCAUCUUUGGUUAUGACCUUGGAAUUUCAGGAGGGGUGACCUCAAUGGAAGAAUUUCUCAAGUUGUUCUUCCCAUCAGUUUAUAAGAACCAGAAAAAUAAAACUGGUCAUGAGAAUAAUUGGUGCAAAUUCGACAGCCAGCUUCUGACACUGUUUACCUCUUCCCUUUAUCUUGCUGCUUUGGUAGCUUCCUUCUUUGCCUCUGCAAUGACGAGGAAAUUUGGUCGAAGAUUGUCCAUGUUAUUAGGAGGUUUUAUUUUUUUCCUUGGCGCUAUCAUUAAUGGUGCUGCUAGGAAUAUUGAAAUGCUUAUCGUUGGACGUGUGCUUCUUGGUGUAGGCGUUGGAUUUGCUAAUCAGUCCGUUCCCGUUUAUCUAUCAGAAAUGGCACCUGCAAAGCUUAGAGGAGCACUCAACAUUGGCUUUCAGAUGGCAAUUACAAUUGGGAUUCUAAUUGCAAAUCUAGUGAAUUAUGGCUCGAACAAGAUCAAGGGUGGAUGGGGUUGGAGACUUUCCUUGGGCCUUGCAGCUGUCCCUGCAACAAUAAUGACUGUUGGGUCAUUUUUCUUGCCAGACACUCCCAAUUCCCUCAUUGACAGAGGCCACACUGAUAGGGCCAAAAAAAUGCUGCAAAAAAUUCGUGGCACUAACAAUGUGGAUGAGGAGUUCGAAGAUCUUGUUAGUGCUAGUGAGGCUGCAAAGGAAGUAAAACACCCUUGGAGGAACAUCACCAAGAGAAGAUACAGGCCUCAACUUGCCAUCACCUUCCUCAUUCCGUUUUUCCAGCAGCUCACUGGCAUUAACGUGAUUAUGUUCUAUGCCCCCGUCCUGUUUAAGACUAUUGGAUUUGGUGAUGACGCCUCUCUCAUGUCUGCAGUUAUAACCGGUGGAGUCAAUGUCCUAGCCACGUUUGUUUCUGUCUUCUCAGUUGACAGGUUCGGUAGAAGGGUUUUGUUCCUUGAAGGUGGCGUCCAAAUGGUUGUGUCUCAGAUUGCUGUCGGUGUCAUUUUGGGGUUGAAAUUUGGUACCGAUGGUGAAGGAUCCUUAUCAAAAGGCUACGCUGACUUUGUUCUCUUCUUGAUUUGCGCGUAUGUGGCAGCAUUUGCAUGGUCAUGGGGUCCCUUGGGAUGGCUAGUACCAAGUGAAAUCUGCCCUCUAGAGAUCCGAUCCGCAGGGCAAGCCAUCAAUGUUUCUGUCAACAUGUUCUUCACUUUCAUCAUUGCUCAACUUUUUCUCUCCAUGCUUUGCCACAUGAAAUUCGGCCUUUUCUUCUUCUUCGCUGCAUUCGUUGUUACAAUGACUAUUUUCAUAUUUUACUUUUUGCCUGAGACAAAGAGCGUACCGAUCGAGGAGAUGAAUAGAGCGUGGAAGGCACAUUGGUUUUGGGGAAAAUACAUUCCUAGUGAUGCUGUUCAUGGCCACGGCCAUUGCUCACCUAAUGUUUGA